GCAUAAUAAGCGCUGAAUCUGACGUACCCUCUCUCUCUCUUGUAUUAUCUCUCUCUUGUGGGGUCUUUCUCUUCAUGUCUUGUCUUUUCACACUUUUUUCUCUCUCUGGUCCAUCUCUCUCUCUCUACAAAAAACCAUGAUAAGGUACUGCUUACUCCUGCAUUACACUGCACCUCGGUUUUCACUUCCUCUUUUUCUAACAACCCAUUUCCAACUUUGCUAUCUUUUCUUUCAUGGCCCAGAAUUUCUUACAUUCUUGUUAGAUACUCAAAGAGACAUUAUGAAGAUUUCAAGUUUCAAGAAACCGGAUGUCGGAUAUUCACUUGGAAAUGAAGGAUAGGCAACGGUGGAGAGCGGAAGAGGAUGCAUUAUUACGCGCUUAUGUCAAACAGUACGGUCCUAGGGAAUGGAACCUUGUAUCUCAGCGCAUGAACACGCCUCUUAAUAGGGACGCAAAAUCGUGUUUAGAAAGGUGGAAGAAUUAUCUCAAGCCAGGUAUUAAGAAAGGAUCUCUCACUGAGGAAGAACAACGCCUUGUCAUUAGCCUUCAAGCAACACACGGAAACAAAUGGAAGAAAAUCGCCGCGCAAGUCCCUGGUCGCACUGCUAAGAGGUUAGGGAAGUGGUGGGAAGUAUUCAAAGAGAAGCAACAAAGAGAAACAAAAGGUAGUAUUAACAGAACCGUCGACCCGAUUAACGAUAGCAAGUACGAACAUAUACUCGAAAGUUUUGCCGAGAAACUAGUAAAAGAGAGACCUUCACCUUCGUUUGUCAUGGCUGCAUCCAACAGUUCAUAUCUGCAUACCGAUGCACCACCAACACCGGGAUUGCUUCCUUCAUGGCUUUCGAAUUCCAACAAUGCCGCACCUGUUAGGCCAAAUUCACCAUCAGUGACAUUAAGCCUCUCUCCAUCGACAGUUACAGCGCCUCCUCCGUGGAUGCAGCAGCCCGUACGAGGACCAGACAACACGCCUCUUGUCCUUGGAAACGUAGCUCCUCAUGGAGCUGUUCUAUCUUACGGUGAAAACAUGGUAAUGUCUGAGUUGGUGGAUUGCUGUAAGGAGUUGGAAGAAGUGCAUCAUGCAUUAGCAGCACAUAAGAAAGAGGCGGCGUGGAGGUUAAGCCGAGUGGAGCUGCAGUUGGAAUCGGAGAAAGCUAGUCGAAGAAGGGAGAAGAUGGAGGAAAUUGAAGCGAAGAUAAAAGCUUUAAGGGAGGAACAAGCGGUUGCGUUGGAUAGAAUUGAAGGAGAAUAUAAGGAACAGUUAGCAGGAUUGAGAAGAGAUGCAGAAACCAAAGAGCAGAAACUGACCGAACAAUGGGCUGCAAAGCAUUUGCGCCUUACGAAGUUUCUAGAACAAGUAGGGUGUAGAUCAAGGCUUGCUGAACAAAAUGGAAGAUAAAGAGAGACAGAAACAUCAUUUUCAGCAUUGUGAUCUAAUCAAGGUUUUGUGUCUUUGAGUUAUAUGCAGUUUUAUGGUACUUGUUAGUUUUGGUCUUAUUCCUAUUUGGAAAAAAAAUGUUAUUAUAGAUGCCUAUUAAUAUCCUAUAUUUUCAUACAAGUUGAGGAAUUUUCAUUUGCAUUAGUGGUUGAUGUAGUGCAUAGUUACUACAUUAAUCUUUAUGGAGAUGAACAAUCUUAUAUUCAUAUGCCUUAGUAUGUUUAUCUAAUGGUUUUUUAUUUUUGGGUUUCUUUUGUAAUAAUCAAUCAACUUUGUGAAGAAGUGUUAUGAUAUAUGGUUUUAUGCACUUUAUUUCAUAAUUGAAGAUGAACUUGUAAAAUAAGUACUUGAAGAUACCAA
Messenger RNA from Trifolium pratense (red clover), 1799 nucleotides. Its product is annotated as transcription factor AS1. The transcript is spliced from 2 exons. The record is from RefSeq and is a predicted model, not a curated record. Bases 309 to 1400 code for a protein of 363 amino acids. NCBI's taxonomy places the organism in Eukaryota, Viridiplantae, Streptophyta, Magnoliopsida, Fabales, Fabaceae.